AUGGGCGUCGCCAGCGUGGCUGUAAUGGACUCCGGUACCUUCUCGGUUCCGAGCCGAGCUGCGCUGAACGCACCGCGCCGUCGACGGCAGGCUCGGGGCUGGCUCGCGCCCGAGACGUUUGUGUUUGACAACCUCCCUCCGCACCAGAAGGACAACCAAUACAUCCGUCGCUACUACCGGGCCAAUUAUUCCUGGAAGCGGAGUCUGCUGAGCCUCUUCUCCCUGCACAACGAGACGGGAAACAUAUGGACACACCUCAUCGGCGUGGUCAUCUUCGUCUGCCUGAUCUGCGCCACGGUCAGGGUCGCCCCCGAGCCCCUGGCCCUGGGCAGCAGCGCCCUGUCCAAGCUCGAGCAGCGGCUGUACGCAUAUGGCAAGACCAACCUGUACGAGCUGCUGGAGACGGUGGAGUCGUGGGAGGCCAAGGUGCUCAAGGUCGGCUCCUCCGGUCUGGGGUCCAUCGAGGAGCGGUUGGGCUCCUUUGGCCUGCACAACCUGCACGACCUGGUGGAGUUCCAGGAGACACUGCGCCGGUAUGGAAAGCGCGGGGUCAAGGAGCUGUCUGGCUUUGGGCGCCUCAUCCGGCGCUUCUCCCGCAGCGGCAUGGAGGAGCUGGCCAGCAUGGAGCAGCGCCUGGUGGGCCUGGGCCCGCGCGCCCUGGCCGACGCCGACGAGGCGGUCCAGCGCGCCCUGGCGGCGGUGCUGGACACGCAGUGGCCCGCACGGCGCUGGCCCGUCUACGUUUUCAUGGCCGGCGCGGUGGUGUGCCUGGCCACCUCCUCCCUCUGCCACCUCUUCGGCUGCUGCGCGGCCCACGUCUCCACCCGCAUCUGGCGCCUGGACUACGCCGGCAUCGCCGUGCUCACCGUCACCUCCUUCUACCCGCCCGUCUACUACGGCUUCAUGUGCGCGCCGGCCACGCGCGCCGCCUACCUCGCGGCCUCCACGGGCCUGGGCCUGGCCGCGCUGGCCGUCACGCUGCUCCCCUUCUUCCAGCGACCCAGCUAUCACCGCGUGCGUGCCGCCACCUUUGCCGCGCUGGGGCUGUGGGGAGUGGUGCCCCUGCUCCACGCCUCGCUGCUCAACGCGGGUGUGAAAGAGGUGCAGGCCGCCAUCACCCUGGACGUCGUCAUGGGCGUCAUCUACCUGGCCGGCGCCGCGCUGUACGCGGCCCGAGUCCCUGAGCGUUGGUGGCCUGGCGCGUUUGACAUGGUCGGGCACAGCCACCAGAUCUUCCACAUCGCGGUGGUGGUUGCGGCCUGCGUGCACUACCGCGCCACCCGCAUCCUCAUGCACUGGCGCGAGACCACGGGCGGCUGCGGGCCGGGGGGGCUGUCGCCGGUCAGCUGA
Auxenochlorella protothecoides is the source of this 1350-nucleotide messenger RNA. RefSeq names its product ADIPOR-like receptor. Bases 1 to 1350 code for a protein of 449 amino acids. Gene Ontology annotation, molecular function: signaling receptor activity. NCBI's taxonomy places the organism in Eukaryota, Viridiplantae, Chlorophyta, Trebouxiophyceae, Chlorellales, Chlorellaceae. The record is from RefSeq and is a predicted model, not a curated record. Gene Ontology annotation, cellular component: membrane. The transcript has 4 exons.